This is a messenger RNA of Trichomonas vaginalis G3, 1488 nucleotides long. RefSeq names its product protein kinase protein. Lineage: Eukaryota; Parabasalia; Trichomonadida; Trichomonadidae. Gene Ontology annotation, biological process: signal transduction; protein phosphorylation. Gene Ontology annotation, cellular component: cytoplasm. The coding region runs from base 1 to 1488 and encodes 495 amino acids. The transcript has a single exon. The record is from RefSeq and is a predicted model, not a curated record. Gene Ontology annotation, molecular function: ATP binding; protein kinase activity.
AUGGAAGAUGAGCUGAAUUCUUUAAGCGAAGAACUCAGAGAUUAUGUAAUUCAACGCGAAGAUUUCAGUGUAGAAAAGAUUAUCGCUGAAGGUGGACAUGGAAAAGUAUACUUUGCAAGAAAUAAAACAAAUCAAAUUUCAUGUGCACUCAAAGAACUCAACGUUGAAGCAUUUAAUGAUAAAACUAUAAAAGAGUAUAAGCAAGAAAUCAAAGUAAUGUCACUUUCUAACAAUUUUUUUGUUGUUCCAUUUGUUGGAUUUACAACUAAACAUCCGUAUACAAUAAUCACACGAUUUAUUCCAAAUGGAAGCGUAUAUGAAGCAUUACAUUCAACUGAUUCUUCAAAAAAACUUACAGGUACCCAAAAAACAAUAAUUGCUCUUGGUGUAGCUGCAGGUAUGGCUCAUCUUCAUUCUCGUGGCAUAAUACAUAGAGAUUUAAAGUCUCUUAACGUACUUUUAGACUCAAAAACAUAUCCGAAAAUUUGUGAUUUCGGAUUAUCUCAUUUUGACACAGAUUCAUCAAUUAUUGACCAAAAUACAGGAACACCACACUUGAUGGCACCAGAAUUGUUCGAAUCUAAACCGUAUACAAACAAAGUUGACGUUUAUUCUUACGGAAUUUUAUUAUACGAAUUAUUAACUUCAAAAAUACCAUUUAACGGAAUGACGUCAUUACAAAUCAUGAAUGCAGUCUGCAUAGAGAAAAAGAGACCAAAAAUACCAGAUUCUGCUCCAGAAAAAUUAAAAUUUCUAAUAAAUUUAUGUUGGUCGCAAAAUCCAGAUUUCAGACCAUCAUUCGACAGUAUAUAUCAAUUAUUUGCUGAUCACAAGGUCGGAUUCGAUCAAACUGACUUUAAUGAAGUUGAUAAAUUAAUUUCAGAGUUUUCAUCGAUGUCAGAUAAAUACAGUAACUCUAUAGCAUACAGAUAUAGCAAAGAUAUCGUUAAUGAUCAAAACGAAGAAGAUAUAAUAAAUUAUAUUUCAAUAAUCGAGUUUGGAGACAAAGAUUCAAUUGAGAUCUGCGCCAAAACAUUACCUUUAAAGCAAAUACCCAAUUUCUUUGAAGCAGUUCGAUAUUUUUUGAAAAAUACCAAAAAUGAAAUUCCAAUUUUGAAAGAUCUACUGAUAAUUAUCCUCAAAAUGAUCACUACUAAUACUAAGAAUACAAAGGCCUUUGCAAAUUCAGGGAUUAUCGACAUUUUACCGUUUAAUUCAGAUUAUUAUAAAAUAUCUUUUUCAAUUUUGGAGCCAGUCAUAGAGAUUUAUCCAAGAACAGUUACAGAAGACAUCAUUGAGGCCAUAUUUGCGUUUUCGGAGUCAGAUCCCUUGAAAGUACUCCGUUUAUCCAAAAUUGUUUCUUUACAUUUCGAUUCUUUGGAGAAAACGAAGUGGUUUUUCGCAAACGAGCUUAUGAAUCGAUCAGAAACAUUCAUGAAUACAAAAUACUCUUUAUUGUACAUUAGAAUAUUAAGACAGAUCCUUUAA